CAUACAUUUCCCGGCAUGCCGUUCGUUGUUACGCAGGUCACAUGACACAGCGUCUGUCAACAUGAGUGGGCACUGCUGGGCAGGGAAGCAGCUGGAUGAACGAGAGCGGUGACCUGCAAUUCCUUCUCCUACAUUUUUAAAUGCACGGACGAGCCAUCUUUACGUGCUUAAUAAUUGAGACAUAAUACUGCAGACACUUUUUAACGGUUAGGGGCAAUUUUGAGUUUUUUAAGCGCAGCAUUAACCUGAUCUACUGACGAGUUAGCUUGGGUGCUAGCUAGGUAAAUAGCAUCUCAGCCGCUGGAUCGCUUAACUGUGAACGUCCGACUGUCGGAAGAAUUUAACUUCUCACUGGUUUGCCUGCACUGUACAAGCUAUCUAAAUGAGUAGGAACACUGUUUUUUGGCUUUAGAGGAGCCUUCACAUUUUUAACUGGUAUAUUCAUUAUUAAUGUUAGCUUUCAGGUCGAGCCAGAGAUGUUUUUCUCCUGCACGGACCUUCUUAGCCAGAUAUUGAUUUUUUAAAUUCUACAGCCCGGCUUUAAAGUGUGCAGACGAGUCGGAUCAGCUGCGCAGCACGCUAAUAAAACUUCUUGUAACCCUCUUACACGAACACUUCACUUCUGUAUGGUAAAACAGAAAUGGCUGUGUGGAUGCCUGAAGCAGGAGAAUGAGUUCACGUUUGCAGGAGAGACGAUGCCUCCAUCCUUCACUGAAGACUGUCCAGCUUAACAUAUCGAUUAGCUGACCAAUAACUGCCGGGGAGGACUAGAGAAGAGCACAAGUCCGUGUGAGAACCCACGGCUAAAGGCGUUAUUAGUUUGUCUUGUUCUGCUUCUGUCCGAUGGCUGCUGUUAGCGGUGUCAACAUGCCGUCCCAGCUCGGAGACAUGACACUGGCGGGUCCAGGAGGAGCAGGACUGCCCGCUGUGCCCUUCACCAACACGUCGGCUUCUUCCAGCAAGACGCCAGAUACCGAUACCCGAGGGUGCGAGAAUGGCGCCUUGAUGGACUCAUUUGGGAUUUUCCUGCAAGGUCUCCUGGCUGUAAUGGCUUUCAGCACGCUAAUGUUGAAACGCUUCAGGGAGCCGAAACAUGAAAGGAGACCCUGGAAGAUCUGGUUCUUGGAUACCUCGAAACAGGCCAUCGGGAUGCUUUUCAUCCACUUUGCUAACGUCUACCUGUCGGACCUCACAGAGGAGGAUCCCUGCUCAUUAUACCUCAUUAACUUCCUGUUGGAUGCUUCUCUGGGCAUGCUGAUCAUCUAUGCUGGAGUGAGAGCAGUCAGUGCGAUUGUCGAGUGGAGGCAGUGGGAGUCUCUGCGUUUUGGAGAAUACGGAGAGCCAGUCCAGUGUGCGGCAUGGUUGGGCCAGUGUAUCCUCUACAUCCUCAUCAUGAUGUUUGAGAAGGUCCUUAUCAUGCUCGUCCUCCUCAUCCCACAGUGGAAGAAGCUGGCACUCCUCAACCCCAUACAGAAUCCUGACCUGGAACUGGCCAUCGUUAUGCUCAUCGUCCCGUUCUUCGUCAACGCCCUUAUGUUCUGGGUGGUAGAUAAUUUUCUAAUGAAGAAGCACAGGACAAAAGCAAAGCUAGAGGAGAGGGAGGAGGACGCACGGGGGAACAGCAAGGUGCGCUACAGACGAGCUAUGUCCCAUGAUGACUCAGAGUCGGAGAUCCUUUUCUCAGCAGAUGAUGAAAUGGACGAGUCUGAUGAGGACGACGUUCGUCGACUCACUGGCCUGAAGACAGUAAAGAAGAAGAAGCUUCGAAUGGGGAUCCCUCCAGGCGAGGUAAAGAAGAAGAAGCGUCCCCCAAUGAAGGAGGAGGACCUGAAAGGGGCCCGCAGUAAACUGGGACUGAAGGGCGAAGUCAAGAGUAAGACCUAUGAGGUCAUGGUGGAGUGUGAGCGUAUGGGCAAAACAGCUCCGUCUGUGUUCAGCGGAGUGAGGACGGGGGCAGAGACGGCCCUGAGCCAUCCUGCUCCUCCUAAAGCUCCUGGUGCCAGUGUGUUCAGCAAGUAGGCAAGCCAAAGAAAGAAGCAACACAGAAGUCUUGAUGUGUCUCAGUAAGAGCUGAAUCUGCAUAAUAUGGAUUACAAAAAUGUUUUUUAAGAAGUAAUGUGUAAUAGAGAUAAGUGAGCUAGUUUUGUAGCAGCACUGUGACAUCAGUGCUUUGUCAGUAGUUAGUGGGCUAAACAAAUUGCACUGUCAGUCAUAACUGAAUUAUGGUUUAUUUUAGGAUUAUGUGGCUGUUACAAUCCAAAUAAACCGAGACAAUUAUGUGUCUGUAUAGUCAAAGAUUAUUUAG
Molecule: messenger RNA, 2305 nt
Organism: Cheilinus undulatus (humphead wrasse)
Lineage: Eukaryota; Metazoa; Chordata; Actinopteri; Labriformes; Labridae
Gene: stimate
Product: STIM activating enhance
Exons: 10
Coding region: 844-2019 (391 amino acids)
Biological process (GO): activation of store-operated calcium channel activity; chondrocyte differentiation; chondrocyte proliferation
Cellular component (GO): cortical endoplasmic reticulum; membrane; nucleus
Molecular function (GO): calcium channel regulator activity
Source: RefSeq, a predicted model, not a curated record